AUGCCGAAGACCAACUGCUUCUCUGUGGAGUAUGCCAAGUCCAGCAUGAGCACCUGCCGUGUUUGCAUGGCCAAGAUCGUGAAGGACUCGCUUCGCGUGGGCCAUAGCCAGGUGGAGGGCAUCAAUGACAUGACAAUGGACGGAAAGGAGGUGGAUCCGCGCACGAUGGCCCUAGCAGGAGCAGUUCGUUGGCAUCACUUCGAGUGUUUCCCACGCAUGAAGGGUGCCAAGUGGAUGACCGCGAACCUUCCGGCAUCCCCUGAGAAGCUGGACGGCUUUAAGGAUCUCAAGAAGGCUGACCAGAAGAAACUUCUUGAACUGUGGAAGGGCUUGUUGGGCAGUAGCCAGCCAAGCAAGGCAAGCAAGCGCAAGGCUGAUACAGACAUAAGUGGCAAGCCAGCCAAGGCCUUGAAACGUCCGGCAGGCGCAUCCAGCCUUAGCAAGCUCACCUCAGUUCAAGGCGUUCUCACUGCAGCACAGUUCAAGAAAAUCCAGGCAAUAGAGGAGAAGCUCAGCUCCUCUACGGCAACCGCACUUAUUGCCGAGCUGCAGAAGAAUGAGCAAACAAGAACUGGCAAAAAGGAGGAUCUGGUUUCUCGUGUGGCAGAAGGCCGUGUCCUCGGCGCUUUGCCGUCUUGCCCACGUUGCAAGCAUGGCCAGGUGCACUGGAGUCGUCUAGGAGGCUGGUUCAGUUGCCCCGGCUACUUUGACAAGGGCACCCUCGAGCAAAAGCGUUGCUACUGGCGGUCACAAGAGCUGAAGCGAAAGGCUUGGAAGAAGCCUUAG
Symbiodinium pilosum is the source of this 786-nucleotide messenger RNA. The record is from the annotation of a GenBank genome assembly. Lineage: Eukaryota; Dinophyceae; Suessiales; Symbiodiniaceae.